Molecule: messenger RNA, 3113 nt
Organism: Amphiprion ocellaris (clown anemonefish)
Lineage: Eukaryota; Metazoa; Chordata; Actinopteri; Pomacentridae
Gene: ldlrad2
Product: low density lipoprotein receptor class A domain containing 2
Exons: 5
Coding region: 124-1311 (395 amino acids)
Molecular function (GO): protein binding
Source: RefSeq, a predicted model, not a curated record
UGGAAUAAAAGCCGGGGAGUAUGAUGGAGAGCGGAUGGGCUGCUGCUGCGCUCUUCAUUGUGGCCAGAUGUGAGGAGUUGGUGUGAAGUUGGAGUGAGUGUGAUGCCUCCUCUGUGAGCUGCCAUGUCGGUGUGGAUGAUGGAGGUGGAGGUCUGCAGGCUGCGUGUCUUCCAGCUGUCGCUCCUCCUGCUCUGCUUCUCGGCUCUCCGCAGCUCAGCCAUAGACACCGUGAAUGUCGUGGACUUUUGCGGCCAGACGAUCCGUGAUGACGGCAUGAUUGUCAACUCCCACCAGGAAUCCAAGAAGUACUACUUUGUUACUAUGGGUACCGACUGUCACCUCACCAUGCAGGCCAGCUCUCUGAAAGACAAGGUCCAGUUCCACUUUCGCUUCUUCCUGGUCUACAGCCUGCUUAGAGUGGCCCCUCUGAGUCCUGCCCCCCUCUUCCCAGAGUCCCCUCGUGGCUCCGCCCCUCUUAACCCCAGACUUGAACCUACCUCUGGUGAGACACUGGGAGACCCAUGUCACGCUGGCUCAUACGUUCAGUUUUACGAUGGUCGGGACAAGAGCUCACCUCCCCUUGGGCCUCCUCUUUGUGGGAAAAGCCCUCCCCGGCCAGUGCUGUCCACAGGAAACUACCUGACCCUACGGCUGGUGACCAGGGGCACUCAGCCCAGGGUGGACUUUGUGGGGGACUUCACUUCCUUCAGACUGGGUUUUAACCAAUCAGAGUGCAGCAGUGAGCCCUACUUCACCUGCAGGAAUGGGAAAUGCAUCCCUCUAAGUCUGGUCUGCGAUGACAAAGCCAUUGACAACUGUGGUGAUGGAAGUGACCUGGAGGAAAACCUCACCACAGGAUGUAAAGCAGGUCAGCUUUUACCUCCUGAACCUCCGCCACCAAUGUCAACUCCACCCCCACCCUUUGUAAAACCACCCACAAUGCCGAUUGCAACUCAUAAGAAAUGUCCCGUGCCAGACAGCGCUCCUAGUCACGAAUCAGUAACAGACUCUCCUGCCUCCUUGUCCCUGUUAAUUCUCUACAUCAUCCUGGGUGUUGUGGCGGGCGGCACAGUGCUCUGUUGGUGCUGCUGGACACCUGGAUGGUUUCUAUGGCGCAUCAGCAUCUGCCGCUUCUUACCCUGCUGUAACUCGGCCUGUGCUUCCUGCCAGUUCUGCACUCACAACUGCACCCACAAUCAAGAGCACCGACUGGCAAAAGUCACCCCACACACACCGGUCAAUGGGACACCAAGGGGCACAGCUGCUACCACCAACAGUGCUGAGGAAAAUGUUACCACGGCAACUGUGUAGAGCUGAGGGACUGUCCACCUGAUCAGCGCUGGUAUGGAGAGAUGUGGGUACAAUAAGCUAAUGCUGAGCUGUGACCAGUGAUGGACAUGACCAAGGAUCUUUCUAAUCAAGGUUGGAUUGAAGUGGUCUAGAAUGGGAUGUUGACUGUAUAUAGGGGUCAUGUUUAUGGAUAAACUGUGGGUUGUAUGCUUUUAAUGCUGGUGAGACUGCUGUUUUUGUUGCUAUGAGAAGGUAAAGCAGGGUAUAGUUGGAUUAUGGAUUGUAUCAAAGCAUAAAUGUAUCUGAAAGUGUUCUUAGAAUUACUUCAAAACUUUUUUGUUGAUAGCACACAGUUGACCUGUUUUGAAAUUGUCUUACAUGACAUGAUGGCAGCAUAAUGUGUUUGAGAGGCUGCCUCUGAAGUUUGACAACUUCAUCAGUUUUCAGAACAAAGUUUUUAGUCUAAGGAGUGUUUGCUCUUGUACUUGUCUGUUAGCUGUUUUCACCAUGUCUUAGAGGUCAGCAUUUAGUUAUGCAGUGAAACUACACUUCCAAUCCACAGCUUUGACCAAAAGUAUGCCCUGGACACAUGCAGAGAAAAAAGCCCCAGAGUCGCCCACCUGGUGACAACAGCUGCUCUCCCCUGGAGACUUUUCCCUCUCCUCCCAGCAGUCUGCUGUUGUUCCUCAUAAUAGCCGUGUCAAGUGUGGACAAUGGAGCACAAAGUCAUCUAGUGCCUAGAAGUCAAUCUUUAGGCUCAACUUAAGGAAAUUAAGUAUGAACUUCUAACAUGCUCUAGUCUGCACACAAUAAAUGCAUGACAGUUCUUCAACUUCAACUUUAUUAUUUGUCCCUUGAAGGCAUUUGUUAUGCAGCAGUUACACAAGCGUUCACGAUAAACAAUAAAAUACUAUUUAAAAGAAACGUUUAAAAAAACAGUAAAAACACAAUAAAAACAAUAAAAUAUCACACAAAACAUAAGAUAGACAGGGACAUUAGCAGCAGUGUAGGUAAUGUAGUGUAGUUCAGUGCAAACAGUCACUUAGCAACAGCAAGACAGAAUAAAGCAAAAACAGCAUAAAGUGCAGCACAGGACAUGAUUCUUGCUAAUUAAACAACUCAAAUCAGUCAAGCUUUGUCAGCUCAAGUACAUAGAACUAGCUGUGGCUGUGGAGGGCAUAUUUCUGAGGAUUACAACUGAAACAUUAAAGGAUAAAAUGACCAUAUUUCACAAUUAAAGUAAAUUAAGUUUAAUUAAAUUAUGUUUACAAUGAAAUAAUAAUGUCAAUUAUUUCACAAAAAAAUAUUUGAUAAGUAUUCACCAUUUUCUCCUUUAUAAUCACAUGAAGUGCUGAAACCAGAAAAGGUUGUCAUUUCCUGAAGUGUGUACAUCAUGGCUGUAUUUCUGUCCAUCAGUGUGUUAAGUUUGUGUGGUAGUGGACUGACAAGUGACUCUCUCAAGAGGAUUUUUGGGGGUAAAUUAAGUCCUCUCUGACCUUACUUUCUACCACCAUGUGACUGUUGAAUCACAUCUGCUUUUUUAAACUUGUUGAUGAUGUUAAAAGUUUUUGCCACAUUAGCAGCACUGUCCAAGGAAUGGCAGCGCUGGCUAUCUGGUCAGUGACCUGGUUCAUCAGCCUGGAGUUUCUCAGGACCACUGAGUACUGCCAGUGAAAUGUGGUUUUGAGUGAUUUGUAUCUCUGAAUAGAUAACCAUUGUAUUUGGUACACACUUGCAUAUGCCUGUUUAUGUACUCCAGAUUACGCUUUUUCUUCUGAGAACCGAAGAAGCCUGUUUGAUAAAAGCUGAAAAACCUUAAAGAA